Messenger RNA from Spea bombifrons (plains spadefoot toad), 4091 nucleotides. It is a transcript of the gene EMILIN2, whose product is annotated as elastin microfibril interfacer 2. Gene Ontology annotation, molecular function: protein binding. Lineage: Eukaryota; Metazoa; Chordata; Amphibia; Anura; Pelobatidae. The transcript is spliced from 9 exons. The record is from RefSeq and is a predicted model, not a curated record. Bases 240 to 3491 code for a protein of 1083 amino acids.
CUAGAGACUAAAGAAAGGCAUCCCCAGGCAGAGGGAAGUUCUCUGUUAUAGAGGAUCUCAGAGGCUCUGAGGAAUCUAGUCGGGAUUAUUGCAUUUUACUUUUGGAGGAUUUGCUAAUCUGUUCAGAAGAAGGCAAGAUUCUCCUAUGUUCUCCCUUGGAGCUAAAGACUCCACCGUGUCUUUCUAAUUUGAUCAUUUCGGGGAAACUUUAAUCCCUGGGCAGUUUUUAUUUUUCUGAGAUGAGACCAGUCCUGAUGCUGCGCUUCAGAAAGGAUGUUACCAGACCCACCAUGCUGUGGAUUUUUCUCUGUGUGAUCUUCAGUGGGAUUAUCUGGAGUGAAGCCACCCCACACCUCACUUACCACCGACCAAGCCAAAGGGGGAAGAACUGGUGCGCCUAUAUAGUGAACAAGAAUGUGAGCUGCACUGUCAUGGAUGGAACCGAGAGCUUUAUUCAACCUCAGUACAAGUGUGCAUGGAACCAGAUACACUGUCAGCCCAUAAUGAUUUAUAAAGUGAGCUUCAGACCAAGGUAUACAACAUCGUAUAAGGUUGUCACAGAGUUGGAGUAUAGAUGUUGUCCGGGUUUUAAAGGUCAAGAUUGCAAGGAAGGCCCGGAUGAAAAGACUCAGCUGGUUUCUUUACAAACUCCUCAGCCUAGUGGAGGAAAAAAGGAUAUAGGAAUAACUGGACCGCAGAAAAAAACUCAAGAUCAGGAAUUUCAGGAAUUAAAUGAAGCACAGGGGAAAAAAAUUCAGUUUCUUGAAGAUGAAAUGCUUCGCCUCACACAGACAGUGAUCGAUUUACAAACCUCUAUGGCGGGAGUAAAUGAAAAUUUGAAAGUCACUGUUCAAGAGGAUGCAAGUAAGAUUAUAUCAUCAUGGCUUAACAAUCUACAACCUACCGCCAGUGCUACUGGAGGUAAGACAGAAACAAUCUAUUUACCUGGAUUUUCUGAAAGUACUGAAAAAGAUGAUGGAGUGAGAGACAUACUCUCCGAAUUAUCAAAUGCCAAAGAAGAACUGAAAAGCAAAACUGAUAUGAUAGACGAAUUAAACAGAAAAAUUAACACAUACGAGGAACGUUUAAUUGAGCUACAGGAAACUUUGCGUCAGCCUGAGGCAACAAUGUCUAGUGCCAAUGAUAUAGACAAUAAAAUCGAGUCAUUGAGAGAAGAAAUUCUAGAAGGAAUGGAUCGUAAAAUGGCAGAUCUUAAAAAUUCUUGUGAUUAUAAAUUAAUUAACGUUCAGCAGCAGUGUGAGGAUCAUGAGACCAGUUGUUUAGGAGUAAUAGAGCUUCUCAGGGAGAAGGAAACUGCACUUAAGAAUGAAAUAAAUGAACUCAGGUCUCAACUUCAGUUGCAACCCAACAGUCCAGGCUGCUGCAAGAAUAGUGAUUUUGAUAAAAAGUUGAAUCAUUUAGAUGAAAAGAUUGAUAAGGUUGCUGAAGCCAACAAGAUACUUAACAUUAGGUUAGACAAUGAAGUAGCCCGGCUAAACAACGUCAACCCAGACAAUAUGUUUGAAGAAAGAUUAAAUGAGGUAGAAUUUAAGAUAAAUGUGACUGAAAAAAAUGCUGAAGAGCAUUGUUUUUAUAUUGAGGAAACCUUGAGGGGUUUGAUUUCAUCUAAUCAUGAUGAAAUUAAGGAUUUAAUAGAUAGAAAAGUUGCUCCACUAGAAGACAGAUUUGAAAGUGUUUUACUGGAGAUUACCAACACUUCUUCAGCUGACGGAACACAUUUUGGUCAUAAUCUUGCUGAACAACAAGAGGAACUACAUUCCCUCAAAUUUGCGAUUCAGCAGAUUGAGGGUCAACUGCAGUCCCUGUUAGAGGAAAAAGAAGGUGAUCAGGGCACAGAUGACAGACAUGGUAUCAAUUACCAAAUUUUCCUUCAGAGAGAAAAUGACAAUGCAAUACUUCUCAAAUCUUUAAAUGAUACAGUGAAUGAAAAAUUUGAACUAAUCCAAAAUAACAAGCUAGGAAUUGAAACCUUGAAUACAAAUCUUAAUUUUCUAAGAUAUAGUCUAAACAAAAUUGAAGAUGAUGUAAACGUUUUAAAUAAUGAGAUGAUCCUGUUAAAUGACCAGCUGAUAGAAGUAAACUCGACUGCACGAAACACAAAUACUGGUCUUUCUUCAAAAGUAGACGAACUAAGAAGACUCUUUAACCAUACCUCAUACUCUGUCUCCAAUGACAAAUGCUGCAAGAGUCUCCAGGACAAGUUUGAACUACUGAAUGGCAGAGUGACAGCUGACAAAGGGAAGUGCCCAGAUCAUACUCAGGGAAUUCGAACGGAGAUUUCUAAAGUUGAUGCAAGAGUUUCAAAGUUGGAAAACGUUUGUGGAAGGCUGGAUACUAUCUCUGGCAGUUUGCAGAGGAUUAAAGAUGGUCUAAACAAACAUGUUACCAGUCUGUGGAACUGUAUACAUAGCAUAAAUGGGACAAUAAAAUCUCAUACAAAUGACAUUUAUGGCCUCAAGAAUUCCGUCCAGGUGUUCAACAGUCAAGUCAUCAAAAUCACUUCUGAUCUUCAAGAUCUCCUUAAGAGUCAGCCUGGAGCGGGGAAGGAGGUUGAUGAUACCCAACAAAAGGUUAUACCUCCACCACCACCUCCAAGAACACCCCAAAAGCCAGUCAUCCCUCAGGUCCCACAGAAACCUGUUGUACCACAAACCCCUAUAGAGCCUGCGCCACCAAAAGCACCAGAGCAGCCACUUAAACCUCAAGUACCUCAGCAACCAUCCUACCCCAAACCAAGACCUGAACCAUCUCAACCAGUAGCUCCUUUGUUGCCAGGAACAGUCAUCACACUCCCACUUCCUGGUAACAAUGGGAUCAUACUAGAGACUGGUGAAGCUGGACCUCCAGGAAAAAUACUGAAAUCAGAAUCAGGUCGACCUCAAGGGGUGGAUGGACAGCAAGACAUGCCAAUUUCAACUGGGUUCGCUGGUGCACCAGGAUACCCCAAACCUACAGCAGACUCCAAAGAGCUUCCAAACAUACACAUAUUUUCAGAGUCACAAGGAGCCACUUUGUCAACUCCUCUAAUAUCUUUUUCUGCUGGACUGAUUGAACAUCCAAAUACUUAUGAUGUUGGAGUUAUUCAUUUUAACAAGGUCUUGGUUAAUGAUGGGGAACACUAUAAUCCUCUAACAGGUAUUUUUACAGCUCCCAUCGAAGGGCGUUACAUGAUCACGGCGGUCCUCACUUCUGCGCAAAAUAUUCAUGUAGAAGCUGUUUUGUCGGUGUCCAAUGUCAGUGUAGCACAGAUGGACACAUCUGGUUACAGAAAAGAGCUUCUGGAAUAUCACAGAAUCGGCUCUAGGCAAACGUGUGGAGGAGUGGGAACUUUCAAUCUCAUUCUGCACCUGAAGGUUGGCGACGAAGUCAGCAUCGUGCUAACAGGAGGCAAACUUGCCCAAUCAGACUCUGAUGAGAUGUACUCUACUUUUAGUGGCAUCUUUUUAUAUCCAUAUUCUUCUGAGAGCUAACACACUGUUUAACAAAGACAUUCACGAAUGAUGCUAUGCAAUUCAUGUUGGAGCGUUAAUAUAUAUGAUUUACCUAUAUAUAUAUUUCUUUUGUGAACGGGUAUAGGAUUUAAUUUGUACCCGCUAAUAUUCUCACUAUGCUAAAAUGCUUUCAGGUCAUUUUCACCUUUGUUUUUUAUAAUAAUUAUCUUGAGCACUGCUCUUAGUUUAGGAAAAACAUUAUUUUUUAUCACAGAUCUCUUUUGUUAGUAGGCUAUGGAAAUUGAUGUCAUCCUGUGUUUGUAAUCUCAGGAUCCAUACUUUGAUAUUUUUAUGGAUUUUAUUUUUUUGCCAUUAUUUAAUUUUAGGAUUCCAUUUGACUAAUGAUUUCCAAAAAAAACAGCUAUUUAAAAAUGUUUUCUAUAGCUUUGUGAAGUGGUUUUGAAAAAUCCUUUUGUGAAACUUUUUUUUAUAUAAUGAUCCCAGGCAUUGCUGUUAUUUUUGCAAACAGUUAUUAUUUUUACCGAUAAAAAUGAAUAUCCAGAAUUGUAUUUUCCCCUGUUUUUGCUUUUCGUGGGUCCAAAUUGAAUUUUUGGUAUGUGUUUUACAUUUAUCACCUUU